AUGAACGGCACAGAGGGACCUUAUUUCUACAUCCCUAUGGUUAACACCACCGGGAUUGUCCGGAGUCCUUAUGAAUACCCUCAGUACUACCUUGUCAACCCAGCAGCCUACGCUGCUCUGGGUGCCUACAUGUUUUUCCUCAUCCUGUUCGGCUUCCCCAUCAACUUCCUCACUCUGUACGUCACCAUCGAACACAAGAAGCUGCGGACCCCUCUAAACUACAUCCUGUUGAAUCUGGCGGUGGCUAACCUCUUCAUGGUGUUCGGCGGUUUCACCACUACGAUGUACACCUCCAUGCACGGCUACUUUGUGCUCGGCCGUCUGGGCUGCAAUCUGGAAGGAUUCUUUGCGACCCUCGGCGGUGAAAUCGCUCUCUGGUCCCUGGUGGUUCUGGCUAUUGAAAGAUGGGUGGUCGUCUGCAAGCCCAUCAGCAACUUCCGUUUCGGAGAGAACCACGCUAUUAUGGGUUUGGCCUUCACCUGGAUAAUGGCUUGCGCUUGCGCCGUGCCCCCCCUUGUCGGCUGGUCCCGUUACAUCCCCGAGGGCAUGCAGUGCUCGUGCGGGGUCGACUACUACACACGGGCCGAGGGUUUCAACAAUGAGUCCUUUGUCGUCUACAUGUUUGUCUGCCACUUCCUCACUCCGCUGAUGAUUGUGUUCUUCUGCUACGGCCGUCUGCUCUGCGCCGUCAAGGAAGCCGCCGCCGCCCAGCAGGAGUCCGAGACCACCCAGAGGGCUGAGAGGGAAGUCACCCGCAUGGUUAUCCUCAUGGUCAUCGCCUUCCUGAUUUGUUGGUUGCCCUAUGCCAGUGUAGCCUGGUGGAUCUUCACACAUCAGGGCGCCGAGUUUGGACCAGUCUUCAUGACCAUCCCGGCGUUCUUCGCCAAGAGCUCUUCCAUCUACAACCCGAUGAUCUACAUCUGCAUGAACAAGCAGUUCCGCCACUGCAUGAUCACCACCUUGUGCUGCGGGAAGAACCCCUUCGAAGAGGAGGAGGGCGCCUCCACCACUGCCUCCAAAACCGAAGCCUCCUCCGUUUCCUCCAGCUCCGUCUCCCCUGCAUAA
This is a messenger RNA of Nerophis lumbriciformis (worm pipefish), 1065 nucleotides long. Lineage: Eukaryota; Metazoa; Chordata; Actinopteri; Syngnathiformes; Syngnathidae. The record is from RefSeq and is a predicted model, not a curated record.